AUGAAACGCAGACGAAAGCAACAGACCGGAGAGAAGGACGACAAUACGGAAGAGACUCAUCAUUCAGAAGAUAGAGUCCGGCAUCCAGCAAGAGCAUCUUUGUCCCAUGAUUCAAGAAAUGAUUCCUCAUCACAUCACCAGCCGAGGGCAGCUGCAAGUGGAUCGAUGGCAGCUUCGGCAUCGCUGUCAUCUUCUUCUGUAGCAGGGACACUACCAGAUUCUGGCCAAGACCAACCGUGGGAGCUUGAACACAGGCGGAAGGCUAGUAGGAAGAGUUCCAUGAGACAUCAAGCUCGGAAAAGGAUUGAGACGGAACACCUUGCUGAGCUCCAAGCCAAAUUGGAAACGAUAAACACACAGUUACGAGAAGAAAACGAAUCGCUGCGAGCCCUUAUCAAGCGGCUUCGCGAACCAGAAAAUUCCAACCCAGUACAAGCCAACUCCACAAGCACCCGGCCAAUGGCGCUGAAUACGGCUGCAACAACGGGGCAGCUCAAUGUUGAACAACAAAGGUCGACUAACGAUUUAUUGUCUCUGUUACAGCGGCCUUCUCAGUACAACGUUUUAGACCAGCGACAACCAGUUCUGCCCGGUGUCUCAGCAGCAGCAACACCAUCUCGGCCAACGACGAUGGAGCAAACAAGAAGUCUGCAGCUAGCAUUGAUACAACAAAGGUUCAAUUCGAUGCCGCUGGCUUAUCAGCAAGAUCAACAUCUUUACUUUCCUCUUGUUCAGGAAUUACACCUGGCAACUUUGCAGCCUGGAUCAUUACCCUAUAUCGCAGGGGGCUUAUCAAGUCGACGAAUACUACCAUCUAUACUAGAUUUACCGAACAAUAAUUACGGUAUGUUGCAUCAGCAAGCCGCAUUUGGGGCGCGGAUGUCUCCUGAAGACGAAGAGGAGGAUUCUAAACCCAAGAGUCAGGAUCGCGGCUGA
Messenger RNA from Cylindrotheca closterium, 936 nucleotides. The record is from the annotation of a GenBank genome assembly. NCBI's taxonomy places the organism in Eukaryota, Bacillariophyta, Bacillariophyceae, Bacillariales, Bacillariaceae.